This is a messenger RNA of Drosophila ficusphila, 2638 nucleotides long. RefSeq names its product septin-2 (gene Septin4). Gene Ontology annotation, cellular component: septin ring; microtubule cytoskeleton; synaptic vesicle. Gene Ontology annotation, biological process: regulation of exocytosis; cytoskeleton-dependent cytokinesis. Gene Ontology annotation, molecular function: GTPase activity; molecular adaptor activity; GTP binding. The coding region runs from base 395 to 1675 and encodes 426 amino acids. The transcript has 5 exons. The record is from RefSeq and is a predicted model, not a curated record. NCBI's taxonomy places the organism in Eukaryota, Metazoa, Arthropoda, Insecta, Diptera, Drosophilidae.
AGACGUUUUUUGUUUUUCUCUUCGCAAGGGUUACAAACACGCGCGCUCCGCCGUUUACGAUUAAAAUUUCUAGAGAAACAUACAGAUCAACAGAAAACCUAUAUUUCUAUUCUUGCUGAAAAUAAGUACAAGUUCUAUAAUUUGACUAACAUUUGUUCCUGUAAUUUUGCGUGCCGAGACCGCUUAAAAAAAACAAGCAACGGAAAUAAUUAAUAAUAAAGCGCAGUGCGAUUAAGAAGUGAAUAAUUAAUGUGGCAGCAGUAGCCCACCAGCAACGUGCAAAUUGCAACGGCAAUAGAUUGUGCAACCUGCAACUUGCAACACAGGCGUCAAAACGGCGUUUCUACCGCAACGUCGCCUUUUUGGCGGCGGCAAUGUGCCACCGGCGGUCUCCAUGAAGCACCAGCCGCCGCCCCCGCCACUCCCCCUCAGCCAGCCGCCCGUUUUGGGUGGUGCAGCCGCUGGGGGCGUGGCCAGUGCCAUCAGCAACAUCAACAACAACAACAACAACAUCGAGCCUGUUAAAUGUCGUCCACCCAUUUACCCCAAACCCAAAACGCCCUCGUUCGACAAGGAUCGGGAUUACAUAGGCUUCGCCACGCUCCCGGAGCAAGUGCACCGGAAGUCGGUGAAGCGGGGCUUCGAGUUCACCCUGAUGGUGGUCGGCGAGUCCGGGCUGGGCAAGUCCACCCUGAUCAACAGCCUCUUCCUGGGCGAUCUCUACAAGAACCGACAGAUGCCCAACGUGGAGGAGCGGAUCGAGAAGACGACGAAGGUGGAGAAGAAGACGAUGGACAUCGAGGAGCGGGGCGUCCGCCUUCGUCUGACGGUGGUGGACACCCCGGGCUUCGGCGACGCCAUCAACUGCGAGGACAGCUGGCGUGUGUGCACCCAGUACAUCGACGAGCAGUUCCGCCAGUACUUCACCGACGAGAGCGGACUCAACCGCCGCAACAUCCAGGACAACCGGGUGCACUGCUGCCUCUACUUCGUCCCGCCAUGGGGUCACAGCCUGCGCCAGAUGGACCUUGACCUGAUCAGGCGGCUGCACCGCAAGGUGAACAUUGUGCUGGUGAUCGGCAAGGCCGACUGUCUCAACAAGCAGGAGGUGCGCAAGCUGAAGGAGCGCAUCCUGCAGGACCUCGAGGACAACCACAUUCAGCUGUACCAGUUUCCCGAGUGCGAUUCCGAUGAGGACGACGACUUCAAGCAGCAGGAUCGCGAGCUGAAGGCCUCCAUUCCGUUCGCCGUCGUCGGCAGCAAUACCAUUUUGGAGGUGGCCGGCAAGAAGGUCAGGGGUCGCCAAUAUCCGUGGGGCGUGGUCAACGUCGAGGAUCCGGAGCACAGUGACUUCAUCAAGCUGCGCACCUUCUUGAUAUCGACGCACAUGCAGGACCUCAAGGACACCACGCAGGACGUGCACUACGAGAACUUCCGGGCGCAGUGCAUCUCGCAGAUUUCGCAGCACGCGCUGCGCGAACGCGGCAAGUUGAAGCGGGACUCGAUCAGCUCGACGAACGGAUUCGAUGCGGCCAUCUCGGAGACGGACCGGCUGCUGCUGCAGAAGGACGAGGAGAUACGGAGGAUGCAGGACAUGCUCACCCAAAUGCAGGAGAAGCUCAAGCAGACCCAUCUCAUGGAGAUGAAGAAGAACGACAGCGUGAUCGACGUCUAGGGAAUGGAAACGGGAACGUGUUCAAUUUUGCACCGCGAUAUAUGCAUCUACCUAAUAUAUAGGACCUAUAUGGUGACCCAGAGACAAGAUCCUGGAGCAGCUGCAACCAAAUCGACUUUGUUCAUAAGCUAGCACAGACUUUUAAAACCGCCUCCUUUGGAUCCAGAAACCACAAAAACAAAAACAAAAACAAAAUUACAUACAACGAGACUCCCCGAAAAGCACAAGAAGAAGAAAAAAAAACGACAACUACUUUUGACAUCACAGCCUUUUUCAAUUUUGUAGCUAAGGUAACGAUUUCUUUUAGGAUUACCGAUUUAAUGGAACACAUCUAUCUUGAGGAAUUAGCUAUUGAUCUAUACGAUUACGAUAUUAUACCAAAGUUUAAGGAGUUUCAAAAACUUAACGCAAGUAAAUUGUUAAUGGAAAGAUGAUCAAGAAACCACAGAGGCACAUAGAAGUACCGUUACAAGGAAAGACAGAAACAGAACCCAUAAUUGUUUUAUUUAUUUAUUUUGUAUUGUUCAUUUUGAUUUUCGCAUUGAGUUUUGUUUCGGCAUUCGGAAAGAACCGAAUAACGAGCAAGUUCGCCUGAAUUAUGUAUGUGUAAAGAACUUUUACCCUUUAUAUUGUAAGAAUAUAUCAGAUCGGAUAUAUAUAUAAAUAUGUAUGUGUAGGACAAACCGCUGGAGGUUUUGGCACUGAAUUUCUAUGAAUCGACUUUCAGCAAGUUCCAAUUAUUUAUGCUAAUUACGUAUAAUCAGAUAUAUCUAUGAACAAAACCUAUUUUGUUGAAACGAAUUGUUAAUGAAUUUAUUUUAAAUUAAUCGAUUAAGCCUUUAAGCAACAACCAUAAUAUAUAAAUGAAAUUAUAGUCGAAAAAUUAUAUAUAAACAUAGCGAUUGCUAAAGAUCGAUUUCAAUAAAGAUAAAAACAACUUUAGUGGUGCAUUUAAAAUCGUGA